Messenger RNA from Protobothrops mucrosquamatus (brown spotted pit viper), 1563 nucleotides. Its product is annotated as 25-hydroxycholesterol 7-alpha-hydroxylase. Gene Ontology annotation, molecular function: iron ion binding; steroid hydroxylase activity; oxidoreductase activity, acting on paired donors, with incorporation or reduction of molecular oxygen. Bases 1 to 1521 code for a protein of 506 amino acids. The transcript has 6 exons. Gene Ontology annotation, biological process: bile acid biosynthetic process; cholesterol homeostasis. NCBI's taxonomy places the organism in Eukaryota, Metazoa, Chordata, Lepidosauria, Squamata, Viperidae. The record is from RefSeq and is a predicted model, not a curated record.
AUGGAGGGGGACAAAGAUCCAGAACGUUGCAAGACUCAAAAGAAAGAGGUAGACGUGUAUUGCCUAAACUUAAAUUAUAUUACAGCACAAUCUGUCUGUAAUGUAAAACAAAAUGGGCACACUGGAGAACCUCCCUUAAUAAAUGGUUGGAUUCCUUUCUUGGGAGAGGCCCUGAACUUUAGAAAAAAUGCUACUGAUUUUUUAUUAUCUUUGACUAAAAAACAUGGAGAUAUUUUUACCGUACACAUGGCUGGCAAAUAUAUUACAUUUGUAAUAAACCCCCUACAAUAUCCUGUUGUGAGCAGAAACAGCAAGUAUCUGGAAUUUGCAGAAUUUGCAGAUCAAGUGUCAAGCCAAGCAUUUGACCACCCGCCAAUUGUAAAUGGGAAUUGUCCAGACCUAAAUGAACAUGUACACAGGAAUUAUCAACAUUUACUUGGCAAAUCAUUGGACACACUCUCUGAUAACAUGAUGAGGAUGCUCCAAAAUAUAUUUAAGCACAAGUUUUCACUAAUGGUAGAUUGGAAGAUGGAAAAAAUGUACAAGUUCUGCUUCUCUAUAGUAUUUGAAGCCAGCUUUAAAACAUUAUUUGGAAGGGAUCCUCAUAAUGAUGGCUAUGUUACUGAUGAAAUUGGAGAAAAAUUUCUCAAGUUUGAUGCCAACUUUUCCUAUUUGGCGCUAAAUGUACCAAUUACAUUGCUGGGAGCAACCAAGAAGAUCCGGAGAGAACUCAUAAACUUUUUAAAUCCAAAAAAGAUGGAGAAAUGGUUAGAUGUUUCUAAAGUAGUCCAAUACAGAAAAGAUAUAUUUGAAAGCUAUAAGGUGCUUAGCGAUUAUGACAAAGCAGCACAUCAUUUUGCGUUCCUGUGGGCCUCCGUGGGAAACACAAUUCCUGUUACAUUCUGGACGAUAUAUUAUCUGUUGAGGCACCCAGAAGCUUUUGCAGUGGUGCGUGACGAAAUUGACCAUUUGCUGCAGUCAACAGGUCAAGAGAGGAAGCCAGGAUACAGCAUCUACCUCAGCAAAGAACAAUUGGACAACCUGGUCUAUCUAGAAAGUGCUAUAAAUGAGAGUUUGCGAAUGUGUUCCUCGUCAAUGAAUGUCCGUAAAAUCAAAGAAAAUUUUAUUCUCAAGCUUGAAGAGAAUCAUGAAGUCUGCUUGAGAAAAGGAGAUAUUUUGGCAAUUUUUCCUCCAGUUCUGCACAUGGACCCUGAAAUCUAUGAAGAUCCUCAGACAUAUAAAUUUGACCGCUAUGUGGAGAACAGCAAGAAGAAAACAACCUUCUUCAAACAGGGAAAGAAGCUGAAAUAUUUUCUAAUGCCUUUUGGCUCUGGAAGCAGCAUAUGUCCUGGCAGAUUCUUUGCAAUGAAUGAAAUUAAACUCUUCGUGACUUUAGUGUUGGUUUAUUUUGAUAUGGAAAUUAUGGAAGACAAACAACCUGGACAGGACAAGAGUAGAAUAGGCUUGGGUAUUUUAUUGCCAGAUUCUGACAUUAAUUUUCGUUAUAAGCUUCGGUCUUAGUACAGAACCUCUAUUGCUUAUAUAACUAUCUUAUUCAAAUUA